UCUCGCUGUUCAGGCUGGUGGCUCCUGGACUGGAGCGCGACUGUUGGAGGCCACUUGCAUCUGACUGAAACUCUGGUGAAACUCAGAUAAAAAAAGAUAUAAAAGUGUCAGUGUUUCUGAGUAACACUUUAUUUAUAGGAAAGUUUUAGUGAAACAGUACCAAGAACUGAAAUGUUUUCAUUGUAACUAUUGAGUUUGGUCCUGGUCUGGCCCACAUAAUUAUUAUUAUAAUCAUCAUUUUCAUCAUCAGUAUUAUUAGUAGUAGCAGCAGUAGUAGUUUUAAAGAGCAAAGUGCUUGUGCAGCAGAUCAAGUGUAAGUCAUUCAGAUUAUUUGUGACAUUUACUAUUGACUAAACCUCAAACAAGGGCAGUUCGGCAGCAUGUCUUUUUCCAGUGGAAGAGUGACCUGCUGUGUGACGUCUCUGCUCCGUUUGGACUCUUGGUCCCUGCUGCCAAGGCUCAGCCUGACUCACACUGAUGCUCCACUGAAGCUAAAUGGAAGCUGGAAAGAAGGAAACUAUUGCACUCUCCUGCGACGUCAGUGGACGUGUUGGGAGAAGGCGGCUGCGCUGCUGGCAGCGUACCGCAGCAGCGCCCUCGCCACCCGCUCUCUGGUCUCCUUCCAAGAGCUGUGUGUUCUGAGCGGCGACGACGAGAGCGCGCUGUGCCUGGCACUGCUGCAGCUGCAGCGAGACAAGCGCGUGACAGUGACGCUGCACGAGGGAGACAAGGUGGUCAAGUUCUGCCAGCCGCGGCAGGAGCGGGUCUCCCCGGUGAACGAGGUGGACAUGGGGAUCUACCAGCUGCAGUGCAGUGAGAAGCUCCUGGAGCAGCGCGUGGAUCAGCUGAGUGUGGAGGCCCAACGGUGCAGAGAGGAGGCCCGCGCUCUGCUGAGGGAAGGAAGGAAGCCCCAGGCCCUGACGUGUCUGAAGAAGAAGAAGCGGGUGGAGAAGAGAGCAGAGGGUCUUUGCAGCCAGCUGGAGUCCAUCAGGUCCAUCCUGGACCGAAUCUCUCAGUCCCAGACCGACAAGAUGGUCAUGCAGGCGUACCAGGCUGGGGUGGCCGCCAUGAAGCUCUCGCUGGGAGACGGGAGUGUGGAGCGCGCCGAGAACCUGGUCGAUCAGAUUCAAGAGUUGUGCGACACUCAAGAUGAGCUGAGCCAGACCCUGUCACAGGGCCCGGCUGGCACAGAUGAAGACUUGGACGACUUGGAGGAAGAGCUGAGGUCGUUACUGGAGGAACCCCAACCCCCGACGACCCGGGCACGUGCUGAGCCGAGCAGGCCCGGCGCCGACCUGCUGGACUCGCUGCCGGCGGUUCCCUACACUGAACCCAGGAUCUCAGACGAGCAGCUGGAGGAGGAGCUGAAGCGUCUGACGCUGACAGCUCCGAGUCCCAGGAGCCCAGUGGCAGCGCAGAGAUUGAACCCGGCUUCCUAGCGACCAGCCUGGAACCGCGGUUCUUCAAACGUGAUCCUCGGAAAGAGGCACAUCCCGAAGCACUUUAUCGCAGGAAACCACCAAACCAGAGGAAACACAUGCUGUAUCUGGAACAAGACAUGUGUGUCUGUUCUUUCUUGGUCUUUCUUUCAUUUUUGCAAAAAAUGUCAAAAUACUUUUAUUGGGUUGUUAUUGUCGAGUGAUAGUGGCCUUAUUUCGUCAAGAAUGGUUGAUGAUGAAACAUCAAAAUUGUUUUGCCAAAUAAUUUGUCAAGAAA
Molecule: messenger RNA, 1716 nt
Organism: Synchiropus splendidus (mandarinfish)
Lineage: Eukaryota; Metazoa; Chordata; Actinopteri; Syngnathiformes; Callionymidae
Gene: chmp7
Product: charged multivesicular body protein 7
Exons: 9
Coding region: 381-1439 (352 amino acids)
Biological process (GO): vesicle budding from membrane; late endosome to vacuole transport via multivesicular body sorting pathway
Cellular component (GO): ESCRT III complex; cytoplasmic side of plasma membrane; multivesicular body
Source: RefSeq, a predicted model, not a curated record